Postia placenta MAD-698-R-SB12 is the source of this 3021-nucleotide messenger RNA. RefSeq lists its product as hypothetical. Bases 1 to 3021 code for a protein of 1006 amino acids. NCBI's taxonomy places the organism in Eukaryota, Fungi, Basidiomycota, Agaricomycetes, Polyporales, Adustoporiaceae. The record is from RefSeq and is a predicted model, not a curated record. The transcript is spliced from 31 exons.
AUGUCGACAGCCGCUGAUAAUGGUGUCAAUGAUACGACUCGCAAGAACCUAAUUCUCAAUUAUUGCUUCAUCGCUCUCUCCGGCCUGGUGCUCUAUGAAUAUAUCAUCACAAUUAGCGACGAAAUACAACUAUUUUGGGACCGGCGUCCUACCACCUGGUCGUUCUUCCUGUUCACUUCCAACCGACUCAUCAUGAUUGGUCUGGUCGUUACUGGGGCUUUAACGGUGGCACCGGCCGAUCGUGUGACGUCGUCACAGCUGGUACCUGAGUACGGCUACGUUAGGAACUGGGUUGGUCCCACUGGGAAUCAAUAUCUGACCAUCGCUUCUCGCACCAGCGCCAUGGUCUCCGACAUCAUAGUCAUUGUGGUGACUUGGUACUACACUUACAACCGAUACCGAUACCCGCUCCAACUGCAAGAUCAACCAUCACUUACAUUACUGAUGCUCAGAGAUGACUAUUCAAGUCCUACAGAUCUUCAUGAUUCCGAAGGCUCCUCCACAGACUUGCAGGAUUUAUCGUUUAUUGAUGCGUCGACUCGCCUACAUCAACAACUAGAGCUUGGUGAUGAUGAGAGCGUUACGCUUGCAGGAACAAUCGAGCUGGAUGAUGUGGUAGACCGGGACCAGCUCGACUUGAAAAGUGGAUCCGUUUUCGGAAAGAGUGAUAGCCCAGUGGGAACUGGUGACAAUUUUGCGAAAGAUACACCACAAAGAUGUAUGGCAGGUGUCUUGAACACGAGUUUGCGUGAGAUCAGUGGUCAACUGAUCUCGGAAGUUGUCCACAAUCUAACGCCAGUAUUCGAAGCGCACCGUGACACAUAUGUUGCUAUGGCGUUGCACGCUUGCUCAUACUUCACUGCUGGUAGCAAGUUCCACCAGAGCUUGGAGAUGGCUAGGGCAAGUCUUGCCAACUUUUUCCCGAAGUACCAAGAGUGGAAUGAAGCUGCCAAAUUGCACGUGUGGGUGUCUCAAGAUGCAGACGCUAUUCUGCUCUACGAGUACAUCAUCACUAUCUGGCGGGAAGUGACGCUGGUUUGGAAUCGCCGUCACGGUUCUGCCUGUUUCAUCCUUUUUCAAUUAAAUCGGCUUGUCAUGCUUGGGUUGAUAAUCACCGGGGCAUUGAUUGUGGUACCUGCGAGCCAGCUAAUGGCGGUGGUAUUUCCUUACAGCAUCCUGAUACAGGCUACCUAUGCUCUUUGGGCUGGUUUGUCAGCAAUUCGUGUCUUUGCUCUUAGCAGUCGUCAUCUAAUUCUCACUGCGGUGACACUCAUCACGGGCCUAAUUCCUUUUGGAAUCAAUAUAUACCCGAUGUCCCCCAAUAUGGAUGUUUGCGAAUUUGAAUACAACUAUUACGUUCCCCCGCAGUUUUCCACAGUGGCCAGGGCGAGCUCGAUGAUUUCAGAUGCAAUUGUCAUCAUUGUGACCUGGUACUACACCUACACGCGGCAUCGCAAUGUGUUUAGACUGGACUGCCAAGCGUCACUGGCUGCGUUGCUCAUUCAAGACGGGACAUUAUACUUCGUAAUAUUCCUGAUUAUGAACAUCGCCAGGAUCAUUGUGGUUUGCACACAUAUCAUCGACAUCGUUCCAGAAUUCAUGGUUACUAUUCUAACACUCGUGUGCGCCUCAAGCCUCUCGACCGUCCUCAUCCAAGCUCCUCUGAUCUACGGAUCCUGUCCUUUCCCCCCAACGCAAGUCGCGAAUGUGGGUCGCCGAUUGGCUGUGAGCCUCCAUCUCAAUCUGGGCCUCAGAGGGUAUCUGGGUGGUAUGGACGAGGACAUGAACUUGGAGCAUGGGAAUAACGGAGAUGCACUCGAGAUUGAAGAGGAACUAAGAUUUUGCGAGACGCAAUCUGAUAUGUCCAGAUUGAUCUAUCCACCUGCACGCACAUCAGGGACACCCCACCCCGACUUACUGGGGGCCAUCCAUAUAACGUUCACAUUCAUCGAGAGAGUUAUGUCAGCCUUAAAGCGUAUCGCCCAUAAGAAGCCCGACACCUGCCCUCCUCGCAUGAACGAUCCUGCGCUCGCUAUGCCAACACCGACUCAAGACCAAAUCAUCGAGACGGCGCGUAAAAAUGCCGCCCUCCAAUAUUGCUAUGUGGCAAUGUCGGGCCCCAACGUGACGGCUUGGCCUGAUGUUGGUGUUCGUGGUCGCACAGGUCAUCUAUCCUAUGAAUAUUUCAUCACAAUCGGGAGCGAAAUCAACAUGAUAUGGUGCCAUCGACGCACUACGCCGUCCUUCUGCCUGUUCCUGAUCAAUCGAGUGAACAUGCUUGGCCUCAUCGUCACUGGGGUGUUCAUCACUAUGCCUGCGAGUAAACUCACAGUACAUAUUCACAGCUGCGAGGCAGCUGUCCUGCCCUACAACGUGUUUCACGUAGCUACCUAUGCUACGUGGGCCGGCCUGUCUACGCUCCGGGUGUUUGCACUGAGCGGUCGGAAUGUCCUCCUCACGGGAAUUACGCUGAUCACAGCUCUAUUCACCCUUUCCAUUAAUAUACUUGCUGAGUGCUACCGGCUUCCAGUGUGCACCGCGUCUGGGCUGAGCUCGAUGAUCUCAGACACCAUCGUGGUGGUCAUCACAUGGUACUACACGUAUGCACAGUAUCGAAACACACACAUGCUCAAGAUGCAGGCAUCGCUUACCGGGAUGCUUCUCAGAGACGAUCAUCAAUAUAAUCCCGGAGUUCAUGAUGUCGUAAGCACGAUCGAGAAUCCGCCGUACGGUGUGGGAGAUGACGGACUGGACGGCGGCAGGAUAUCGACCGUCCUUGUGUCGAGAUACUUUCUGGAUCUGCGGGAAGUGGCCUAUGACUCGACGCUCGCAGAUCCGUGGUCUGGGUCUGGACUGUAUAGUCUUCCGUUCCUUCGUCCGCCGUUUGGAGGACGUGAACGGUGCGCCCAGCGGGAACCGGCCAUGUAUGUGGCAGAUGCCACCGCGGGUAUAUCGGAGGGACACGGAGGGACGAACACGCCCGAUGGUGUGCGUGAAGGCACGAACGACGAAAUGGUGUAA